Molecule: messenger RNA, 1218 nt
Organism: Sorghum bicolor (sorghum)
Lineage: Eukaryota; Viridiplantae; Streptophyta; Magnoliopsida; Poales; Poaceae
Exons: 1
Coding region: 77-1033 (318 amino acids)
Source: RefSeq, a predicted model, not a curated record
GUUCUCAUCACCUUCUAUUAAUUCGACCUUGUCUAUCUCUCUAGCUGGCUAAGCUUGCUCCAGCAUCCAUCCAGCCAUGGCAACCGGGCAAAGCUCGACCCUACCGUUCUUCAGUUUCCUAAAGCAAGGCCUGCUCCUCCCUAGCCACAACCGGAGGCUAUUCGCAGCUGUCUUUACAAUUACCGCCGCCUGCAUCUGUCUACUCCACCUCGGCAAAGACCUCGCUGUCCAGCCCCUCAGAGACGAGAUUGACCUCGACACAAAGGCGCUCAACAGCACCGAUCCCAGUAGCCCAAAGUUUCUUCAACUCACCCGAAAGAUCCAAGAUGACACACGGGCUCUCUUGCUCACCAGAGCAGCCAAUUUUCUAUUUGGCGCCAUCACCAGAUCAGCAAUACGGAUCAUCGUCCUUUUCGCCGCCGUCGCGACAUACUCCGGUGAGCUGCACACCUUCGGGUCCCUCCUUGGCAAAGUCAAGACGCAGCUGAAAGGCCUCGUGCUUACGCUCGCCUUCGUCUACACACUGGAGGUUGCCUACGUCGCGCUUCUUGGCGCCAUGAUUGGGCUACUCAUGUGCCUCAUGACCAUGGAAUACUUUGGGUGGUUCCUUGUGGGGGCGCUGCUCUUACUGGUUCCCUUGAUCUUCCUCGUGUACUUCUCCUUCCUCUGCUCCAUGAGCGUCGUCGUGGCGGUGGCCGAGCCCGGUUGCCACAGCGCCGUCGCUCUUGGGCGGGCGUGGCGGCUGAUGAAGGGGAAGCGCAGACGGGCCAUGCUUUUCAUUUCUGUGACUGCCGUGCUCGCCGCUGCCUUGACCCCUGUCUACACUCUGGCCAAGAGAUGCGCACUUACUAGCAUGGCAGUAGGGUUGCUCCUGGGGUUUCUGUACAUCAUCUUGAAGGCCGCCGUGCAGGUGUUUGCAGCCGGCGCCAUGGCCGCGUUAUACUACGAGUGCAAGGGCAGCACCGAGGCAUCGGCGGUGGGGUACGUUAAGGUUUAUACCAAGGAGUAUCAACCUGAUGCGCACUAUGCAUAACCUGUUAAUAUCGAUGCUACUUGGUUAAGGGGGUUUGUUCUCUUCUAUUCCAAAAAUAUUUUGGGUCUUGGUUCAUUAUUUUACGUAUGGAACCACCAUACAAUUUUUUAGCAAAAAGAUGGUUAUUCUCUAUUUUGGAUUUUAGCCUCAAGCCCUCAAGAAACUAAAAAAACCAAAAGAGUCUC